Molecule: messenger RNA, 3465 nt
Organism: Cynocephalus volans (Philippine flying lemur)
Lineage: Eukaryota; Metazoa; Chordata; Mammalia; Dermoptera; Cynocephalidae
Gene: HNRNPU
Product: heterogeneous nuclear ribonucleoprotein U
Exons: 14
Coding region: 192-2675 (827 amino acids)
Biological process (GO): regulation of chromatin organization; positive regulation of transcription by RNA polymerase II; RNA localization to chromatin
Cellular component (GO): mitotic spindle midzone; catalytic step 2 spliceosome; CRD-mediated mRNA stability complex
Molecular function (GO): snRNA binding; ribonucleoprotein complex binding; poly(G) binding
Source: RefSeq, a predicted model, not a curated record
CCUCGCGAACUCGGUGAAAGGAAUUGGCGCCGUUCGACAGCAGGCUGGUCAGCUCUGCAGCACGAACCACCUCCAGCCGCAGCCGCAGCCGCCGCCCGGGCCGAGGAGCAGCCACAGCAGCCGCCAUCAGUGGCCGAGCGAGCGGAGCCGAGUUUGAGCCAGCGCCUAGCGGGGAAACGGGGGCCCUCACCAUGAGUUCCUCGCCUGUUAAUGUAAAAAAGCUGAAGGUGUCAGAGCUGAAAGAGGAGCUCAAGAAGCGGCGCCUUUCCGACAAGGGCCUCAAGGCCGAGCUCAUGGAGCGACUCCAGGCCGCGCUGGACGACGAGGAGGCCGGCGGCCGCCCCGCCAUGGAGCCCGGGAACGGCAGCCUCGACCUGGGCGGGGAUUCCGCCGGGCGCUCGGGAGCAGGCCUCGAGCAGGAGGCCGCGGCCGGCGGCGACGAGGAGGACGAGGAGGAGGAAGAGGAGGAGGAGGGCAUCGCCGCCCUGGAUGGCGACCAGAUGGAGCUAGGGGAGGAGAACGGGGCCGCGGGGGCGGCCGACUCGGGCCCGAUGGAGGAGGAGGAGGCCGCCUCGGAAGACGAGAACGGCGACGACCAGGGCUUCCAGGAAGGGGAGGAUGAGCUCGGAGACGAGGAGGAGGGCGCGGGCGACGAGAACGGGCACGGGGAGCAGCAGCCUCAACCGCCGGCGACGCCGCAGCCGCAGCCCCCACCGCAGCAGCGCGGGGCUGUCAAGGAGGCCGCGGGGAAGAGCAGCGGCCCCACCUCGCUGUUCGCGGUGACGGUGGCGCCGCCUGGGGCGAGGCAGGGCCAGCAGCAGGCGGGAGGUAAGAAGAAGGCGGAAGGCGGCGGAGGCGGCAGUCGCCCCGGGGCUCCGGCGGCGGGGGACGGCAAAACAGAACAGAAAGGCGGAGAUAAAAAGAGAGGGGUUAAGAGACCUCGAGAAGAUCAUGGCCGUGGAUAUUUUGAGUACAUCGAAGAGAACAAGUAUAGCAGAGCCAAGUCUCCUCAGCCACCGGUUGAAGAGGAAGAUGAGCACUUCGAUGACACAGUGGUUUGUCUUGAUACUUAUAAUUGUGAUCUACAUUUUAAAAUAUCGAGAGAUCGCCUCAGUGCUUCUUCCCUUACCAUGGAGAGUUUUGCUUUUCUUUGGGCUGGAGGAAGGGCAUCUUACGGUGUGUCAAAAGGCAAAGUUUGUUUUGAGAUGAAGGUUACAGAGAAGAUCCCAGUAAGGCAUUUAUAUACAAAAGAUAUUGACAUACAUGAAGUUCGGAUUGGCUGGUCACUAACCACAAGUGGAAUGUUGCUUGGUGAGGAAGAAUUUUCCUACGGGUAUUCUCUAAAAGGAAUAAAAACAUGCAACUGUGAAACUGAAGAUUAUGGAGAAAAGUUUGAUGAAAAUGAUGUGAUUACAUGUUUUGCUAACUUUGAAAGUGAUGAAGUGGAACUCUCCUAUGCUAAGAAUGGGCAAGAUCUCGGCAUUGCCUUCAAAAUUAGUAAGGAAGUUCUUGCUGGACGACCACUCUUCCCACAUGUUCUCUGCCACAAUUGUGCAGUUGAAUUUAAUUUUGGUCAGAAGGAAAAGCCAUAUUUUCCAAUACCUGAAGACUAUACUUUUAUCCAGAAUGUCCCCUUAGAGGAUAGAGUUAGAGGACCAAAGGGGCCUGAAGAGAAGAAAGACUGUGAAGUUGUGAUGAUGAUUGGCUUGCCAGGAGCUGGAAAAACUACCUGGGUUACUAAACAUGCAGCAGAAAAUCCUGGUAAAUACAACAUUCUUGGGACAAAUACCAUUAUGGAUAAAAUGAUGGUGGCAGGUUUUAAGAAGCAAAUGGCAGAUACUGGAAAACUGAACACACUGUUGCAGAGAGCCCCCCAAUGUCUUGGAAAGUUUAUUGAGAUUGCUGCCCGCAAGAAGCGAAAUUUCAUUCUGGAUCAAACAAACGUGUCUGCUGCUGCCCAGAGGAGAAAAAUGUGCCUGUUUGCAGGCUUCCAACGAAAGGCCGUUGUAGUUUGCCCAAAAGAUGAAGACUAUAAGCAAAGAACACAGAAGAAAGCAGAAGUAGAGGGGAAAGACCUACCAGAACAUGCAGUCCUCAAAAUGAAAGGAAACUUUACCCUACCAGAGGUAGCUGAAUGCUUUGACGAAAUAACUUACGUUGAACUUCAAAAGGAGGAAGCCCAAAAACUUUUGGAGCAAUAUAAGGAAGAAAGCAAAAAGGCUCUUCCACCCGAAAAGAAACAGAACACCGGCUCAAAGAAGAGCAAUAAAAAUAAGAGUGGCAAGAACCAGUUUAACAGAGGUGGUGGCCAUAGAGGACGUGGAGGAUUCAAUAUGCGUGGUGGAAAUUUCAGAGGGGGAGCUCCUGGGAAUCGUGGUGGAUAUAAUAGGAGGGGCAAUAUGCCACAGAGAGGUGGCGGUGGUGGUGGCAGUGGUGGCAUUGGCUAUCCAUACCCUCGUGGCCCAGUAUUUCCCAGCCGAGGUGGUUAUUCAAACAGAGGAGGGAACUACAACAGAGGUGGAAUGCCCAACAGAGGGAACUACAACCAGAACUUCAGAGGACGAGGAAACAAUCGUGGCUACAAAAAUCAAUCUCAGGGCUACAACCAGUGGCAGCAGGGUCAAUUCUGGGGUCAGAAGCCAUGGAGUCAGCAUUAUCACCAAGGAUAUUAUUGAAUGCCCAAAUAAAACGAACUGAUACAUAUUUCUCCAAAACCUUCACAAGAAGUCGACUGUUUUCUUUAGUAGGCUAACUUUUUAAACAUUCCACAAGAGGAAGUGCCUGCGGGUUCCUUUUUUAGAAGCUUUGUGGGUUGAUUUUCUUUUUUCUUUUCUUUUUUGUACAUUUUUAAUUGCAGUUUUAAAGUGACUCGUAAGAGAACCUCAGCAUUGUGCACGAUUAAGAGAAUGUGUCAGUAUUUCAGGGUUCUACAUUUUAUCUGUAAAAUGUGACUUUUUUUUUUAUCACAACAAAAGUAAAAUGUUGCUUUGUACCUGGUGUCUUUUAUUAAGAAUUUACUCCCCCCAUUUCUCGCAGAGAAUAACAGUCGGGAGUCAUUGUCACAAUAUAAUAGAAAUGUUAGCAACCAGAUUCAUGGAGGGACUAAGUAGUCCUCAUGAAUUACAUAAGACUCUGUACUGCUCAUAUUACACUCCAUCCUCUCUGUAGUUUGCUGGGUAGUGGAGGGGGUAAACUAAAUAGUAGUUUUGGCAACAACUUGGGAAGGCCUUUUUAAAUACCCGUGGAAUUGGCAUUAUUGGGAAUGAAGAUAAAACUUGGAACCAAGAUAGAGAAGAUGGAGUGUAUGUAGAAGGGCUGUUAAAAAUGUAAAACUUGGUUGCAUUAUUUGUGGAGGCUCAAACUUGUGAAGGUUAAAUACCAUAAUUUUUCCAUUUGUUCUGCAUUUUGAUUCUGAAAAGAAAGCUGGCUUUGCCCAUUUCUUAUUAAAAAAAAACUUGUUGUAAA